This is a messenger RNA of Heterotrigona itama, 1928 nucleotides long. NCBI's taxonomy places the organism in Eukaryota, Metazoa, Arthropoda, Insecta, Hymenoptera, Apidae. The record is from the annotation of a GenBank genome assembly.
GCGGGAAUGCGAUCAAUUCAGUAACUAAUGUGUUAUUUUCUACUUCGUAGAAAGUUAUCGUAGAAUGUUAACGAUAUCCUGUUGGAAAGGUAAAUUUAUUUCUUUUUUAAUGUUUAAAAGAAAAGCUUCGUAUUUACAGUUUUAUUUUUCUCUUGAAUUGACUUUUUGUAAAGCAGGCUUAAAACAACGGUUGUCAUGACAAACAAUAGUAACAACACAUCAGCAAAUGUGAAGUGUUGUUCGGAUGUAAUAGAAUAAUUUGAAACAUAUUUAUUACUUUUGCAUUCUAACAAUGGCUAAUAACGUUCUUAGUAAUGGUCGCAUUCAACAGCAACCGAUUAUCUCGCAACGACUGACAAGAAAUGAGAAAGGAAAGAAAGUGCUAGAAAUAUCAGCGAUAGAGAGCAAGAAUUGGUUGUUACAUCGACAUUACACGCGACACGAGUAUAAAACUUGCAAAAUAUUGAUUGAUCAAGAAUUAACAAAAUCGAACGGGCACAAUGAGUAUGCGAAUUAUUUAAAGGGUUUACUGCUGAGACGAGAAGGAAAAAUUCAAGAUUCGUUAAACAGUUUUCAAGCCGCCUAUAACAUUAAUUCAACGAAUGUUAAUAAUGUGAAGCAGAUAGCUAAAUCGUUGUGAAUGUUACGUAAAGUUGAAUCAAUUGCACGAAGCAAAAACGUAUUUAAGAAGAUCGAUUGAAUUGACAAAAAAUGAAUUACCAUAUAUUCUUCUCGCGAGAAUAUGCCUUCUUGAAGAUAAUGUUACAGAGGCACAAAACGCUUAUACAGCUGCUCUUAGUGAGAAUCCUGAAAGCAUAGAAGUUGCAACUGAAUUAGGACUUCUCUACCUCAAAAUUGGCGACGUUCAAAGAGCAUUCCAACAGUUCGGCACUGCAAUCGCUCAUUCUCCAAAUUGCACGAAGGCAAUGCUACCAAUAGCGUGGAUAAUUCAGAAUCAUCAAGAAUAUGAUGUUGCGCUGUCGAAAUACAAACUGGCAGCACAAUCGAUCCCAGAAUCGUAUAUCUUAUGGAAUAACAUUGGAAUGUGUUUUUACGGCAAGCAGAAAUUUGUUGCCGCAAUUAGCUGCUUGAAAAGAGCUCACUACCUCAAUUCCAUGGCUUUUCUGCCCGCUUAUAAUUUGGGUAUGGUUUUUCUGACCACCGGCCAACCAGCCUCGGCCGCAAUUUAUUUGUGCGCUGCAGUUAGUACCGACUCCAAAAAUCCAAUGCCGUAUCUUCUACUUGGACUCGCUUUAAAGCGUCUAGAUGACCUGGAGGGCGCGGAGAAAGUACUACAGAAAGCUCAUGCUCUUUCACCGCAAGAUCCUCUGAUAUUAAUCAAUUAUGCGAUAAUAUUAGAGACACAGGGCAAAAAAGAUAUUGCAGCUGAAUUUUUAACAGCGCUAAAUGAUAUUACGGCUAUAACGCAAACUGCGAAGAAAUUAUUGAUGAAAAUUCAGUUGGAAAGAACGAACAAACAGGAGGAAGAACCAAGGAUACUCAAUUCAGACGAAGUCUGAAUUUAUUUGUUUGAAAAAAAAAAAAAGAAUAAUUCUGCCUCAAAAAUUAGUUUAUUAAUAUCUAGUCUGAACCUUUUAUUCAGGCUUCGUAUUUUAUUUUAAAUUUAAAUAUUGUUAAUUAGGGGAUUGCCAGAGGAAUAUAAAUAAGCAAGGUGAAAGUAAAUGAAAAUGAAAACAAUUAAAUAGAGAAUAUAAAUAAAUAAUGCGAAUUUAUUAAAUAAAACAAAUGUAAAUCUUUCGUUCGGCGGAAAGGGGAAUUUUAAAUUUCAAAAUAUAAUUUUUAUAUUUUCAUUUUGGAUACGUAUCUCAAUUUACUGAACUUUACUUUUUUCUCCUUUUUCAUUCAUUAUGAAUCCUUGCGCUGUUGAGUUUAAUAGUUCAAGUGCCAAGGAGAACGAGUUUUCUUAU